AUGGAUGGUCCAGGACAGGAGAGUGCUGACAGCCUCAACAUCACAAAAGAUGAUGAGGAAGGGGAAGGAACGAUGAAUGGCCCAAAUGCUAAGCAACCCUCUUCUGAACCCAAGGACUCGCUGGACAACAAUGUGAGCCAACUGCUGGGCGCUACAAUAGCGGCCAUCAAUGUUAUGAAAGACCUUGUACCCAUCAACCUGGCGAAAGGUAUCCUAGGGAUGAUCGCAAAUAUCUUGAUUAUUGUGCAGUCAGUGAUCAAGAACAAGUCCGAUUUCCUAGCGAUAGUCGACAGGUGCGAGACUAUCAGGGAAAUCCUUGAGAGAGCCACCAAAGGUGCUACCGACAACAAUCUGCGAGGAUACCUGGGGCAUGCUUUAUCACAGCUUAACGUUGAAGUAGCCUCAAGAAAGGAACAAGGGUUUUGGAAGAAACUGUUUUUUGUUGCGAUAGAUCGCGACCAGAUUGCUGGAUGGGAAAAGGACUUGGAUCAUGUCCUCGUACUAUUCAGCACUGAAGCGAUUGCUGGCAUCGCGAUCAGAGUGGAGAAGCUAGCUCUGGGAUCACAGGACAAUGCUAAUGGGAUUGACGGCCUAAAUCAGUUGUCACCCAUAUAUGCCUCCAUCACGUCCUUCCAUGUUGUAUGGCUGUUAGGUACCAUGCCGACUCAGGAGGCAGAGGGGUCGGGGCUUGGCUUCAGCUCUUGCACUGUGCCCUUAGCCGAGACGAAUGGUCUGCUUUGGUCCACUUUUGAGGAUCAGGAAUUAGAAUGGAACAAGGCCCGAGAGGCUGCCAACCAGGCGCUGACGGGCAUCCCUGUUGGUGACAUACACCAAAUUAACACCGCUCUCAGUCAAGCCCAAAUUCGUGUCGACACCACUUACACUGCCCAUAUCGAGAGUCAGCUUACAAUCGAAGAGCAAUGGACCGUCGGAGGCGAUGAAUACAACAAGUUCAAGGGCAAGUGUCUCGUUGUCAUGCGACUAUUUGAGCUAUCGAAGUUCUCACUUUCAGGAAUGGGGUACAAAUUACAACAACAAAUCGGAAAGGUGCUACAGAGACGCUCAGAGGCAAUUCGGAAUGCCAUCAACAAGUAUAACGUGCAGGCUACUGCCCUCAAUCCUCCACGAGCACGCUUAUCGUGGAAGGAUAUAGCCGAUUACAGUUUCCUGGGGGAGUUCGAUGUUCUCCGACAUUCAUGCACUGACAUUCGUGAACUUGCCUGGGCCAAGCCCACGCAUCGCGAAUCCCUGGUCAAAUUCUUCAAGCUUUGUCGUGCACAUGAAGAGGUCGAACAUCUCAACAUUGAAGUUUGUCGUUUGUGGACUGCCAUUCAUGAUGAAGGCACGUGA
Suillus paluster is the source of this 1350-nucleotide messenger RNA. RefSeq lists its product as uncharacterized. Bases 1 to 1350 code for a protein of 449 amino acids. The record is from RefSeq and is a predicted model, not a curated record. NCBI's taxonomy places the organism in Eukaryota, Fungi, Basidiomycota, Agaricomycetes, Boletales, Suillaceae. The transcript has 10 exons.